AUGGGGUUUUCUCAAAAAUGGGUGUGUGGUUUGGCCCUUCUCAUGAUCUUGGUGUUGAAUUUGAGUGGGGAGAUUCUUGGUGAUGAAAGAGUUGACAAGGAGGGUUGGAGAGAGGAUGAUUGCAGGUAUAGCCGGCGCGGCUGCUACGGCCGUGGGAGGGGCGGAGGUUAUGGUGGGGGACGUGGAGGAGGCGGAGGCUUUGGUGGUGGACGUGGUGGUGGAGGUGGACUAGGUGGUGGUGCAGGAGGAGGCGGAGGCCUUGGUGGUGGACGUGGUGGUGGAGGUGGAGGUGGACUAGGUGGUGGUGGUGGAGUUGGAGGGGGUGGUGGACUUGGUGGAGGAGGAGGAGGAGGAGUAGGGGGAGGUUCCGGGAGUGGAGGAGGAUUUGGAGCUGGAGGUGGGGUUGGUGGGGGUGCCGGUGGAGGAGGGGGACUUGGAGGGGGUGGAGGAGGAGGACAAGGUGGUGGAGGCGGGAUCGGGGGUGGUUCUGGCUCGGGUGGAGGGUUUGGAGCGGGAGGUGGUGUUGGAGGCGGAGCGGGUGGAGGUGGAGGUCUUGGAGGGGGUGGAGGAGGAGGACAAGGUGGUGGAGGCGGGGUUGGGGGUGGUUCCGGUUCCGGUGGAGGGUUUGGAGCGGGAGGUGGUGUUGGAGGCGGUGCAGGUGGAGUAGGUGGAGGAGGUGGUGGUGGGGGUGGAGGCGGAGGUGGAGGAGGUGGUUUAGGGGGAGGAUCUGGCCAUGGUAGUGGAUUUGGUGCCGGUGGAGGUGUUGGUGCCGGAGGUGUUGGCGGUGGUGGAGGUGGAGGCGGAGGAGGUGGUGGCGGUGGAGGAGGAGGUUUAGGUGGUGGUUCGGGGCAUGGUGGUGGGUUCGGUGGUGGUGCUGGUGGAGGAUUAGGAGGCGGAGCUGGUGGUGGCCUAGGAGGUGGAGCUGGCGGAGGGCGCGGUGGAGGAGUUGGUGUAGGUAUCGGCAUUGGGAUUGGCGUGGGAGUAGGUGGUGGUUCCGGCUCAGGCACCGGCGUUGGGGUAGGCAGCGGCUCCGGCGGUGGAGGUGGCCGAUGA
This is a messenger RNA of Salvia miltiorrhiza (redroot sage), 1053 nucleotides long. RefSeq names its product glycine-rich cell wall structural protein 1-like. NCBI's taxonomy places the organism in Eukaryota, Viridiplantae, Streptophyta, Magnoliopsida, Lamiales, Lamiaceae. The record is from RefSeq and is a predicted model, not a curated record. Bases 1 to 1053 code for a protein of 350 amino acids. The transcript has a single exon.